Messenger RNA from Aspergillus ruber CBS 135680, 731 nucleotides. RefSeq lists its product as uncharacterized. Lineage: Eukaryota; Fungi; Ascomycota; Eurotiomycetes; Eurotiales; Aspergillaceae. The record is from RefSeq and is a predicted model, not a curated record. The transcript has a single exon. Bases 388 to 717 code for a protein of 109 amino acids.
CUUUGGACCACCUGGGGAGCGAUUAUGUCGGGCCCUUGGCGCGGGAAUCAUUGGCAGACUAUGUUGGCUCUCAAAUGCAACCCAUUGGGCCUUUCACGUCUUACGAGAAUUAUCUCGUUGCGGAACCUUUGUGACGCUAGAUCUGAUUGUGAGAGGGAAGUAUUGUUAUGCAGCACGAGCAGUUGACGCGCUUUUAUCCCAUCGCUUUCUCUUGGACUCUGUUCCAAGAAUCUUAUCCUAUCACGGCUAUGUCGACGGACGGUUCUUCCUGACGUAUGCAGAUGAUAAGGAGACGGCAAUCUGGUUGAUGAUUACAAUAUUACAGGAAUUGUAGACUGGGACUGGGCGCAUACGAGCUCAAAAUCCGCAGCCUUCAACUCUCCGGUCAUGCUUCUCCCUGCUUCCGAUUUCCAUGACGAAUUGAAGGAUUCUGGAGAGAAUGAACUAGUAUUUGCGCAGUUCCUGGAAAAUAAACGAUAUCCAGACCUCGCCCCACUAGUGAGGAACGGGCGAAUUCUUCACCGAUUUGAAUUCUGCUGCCGGUAUGACCUCGCAGAUUGGGAGGGUUUCCUGGGGCUAUUCCAAGGUCUCCUUAGGGCAAUGGAUGUUGAUGGGGAAUUGGAAUGGGAUGCUUGGAAAGAGAAAACCAUGAAUGAAUACAAAGAUGAUGUUCAGUUGAAAGAGCUGAUGGACAGAUGUGCCACUAUACCAAAUUAGGAAACCAUCAUGGG